GGGCCCCCGCACACCAUGGCCCCCGGGCGGACAGGGGCCGUAGCCGCCGUGCGCGCCCGCCUGGCGCUGGCCUUGGCGCUGGCGAGCGUCCUGAGCGGGCCCCCCGCCGUCGCCUGCCCCACCAAGUGUACCUGCUCUGCCGCCAGCGUGGACUGCCACGGGCUGGGCCUCCGGGCCGUUCCCCGGGGCAUCCCCCGCAACGCCGAGCGCCUUGACCUGGACCGAAAUAAUAUCACCAGAAUCACCAAGAUGGAUUUUGCUGGCCUGAAGAACCUCCGCGUCUUGCAUCUGGAAGACAACCAGGUCAGCGUCAUUGAGAGAGGCGCCUUCCAGGAUCUGAAGCAGCUGGAGCGACUGCGUCUGAACAAGAAUAAGCUCCAAGUUCUUCCAGAAUUGCUUUUCCAGAGCAAUCCGAAGCUCACCAGACUAGAUCUGAGCGAGAACCAGAUCCAGGGGGUCCCGAGGAAGGCGUUCCGCGGCAUUGCUGACGUGAAGAACCUGCAACUGGACAACAACCACAUCAGCUGCAUUGAAGAUGGAGCCUUCCGUGCACUGCGCGAUUUGGAGAUCCUCACCCUCAACAACAACAAUAUUAGCCGCAUCCUGGUCACCAGCUUCAACCACAUGCCGAAGAUUCGAACUCUGCGCCUCCACUCCAACCACCUGUACUGCGACUGCCACCUGGCCUGGCUCUCGGAUUGGCUGCGGCAGCGGCGGACGAUUGGCCAGUUCACGCUCUGCAUGGCUCCCGUGCACCUGAGGGGCUUCAAUGUGGCGGAUGUACAGAAGAAGGAGUAUGUGUGCCCAGGCCCCCACUCGGAGCCGCCGUCCUGCAAUGCCAACUCGCUUGCCUGCCCUUCAGCCUGUACUUGCAGUAAUAACAUUGUGGACUGCCGCGCAAAGGGUCUCACAGAGAUCCCCGCCAACUUGCCGGAGGGCAUCGUCGAAAUACGCCUAGAACAGAACUCCAUCAAAUCCAUCCCUGCAGGAGCCUUCACCCCGUACAAGAAGCUGAAGAGAAUAGACAUCAGCAAGAAUCAGAUAUCGGACAUCGCGCCAGACGCCUUCCAGGGCCUGAAGUCACUCACGUCGCUGGUGCUCUAUGGGAACAAGAUCACCGAGAUUGCCAAGGGCCUGUUUGAUGGGCUGGUGUCCCUGCAGCUGCUGCUCCUCAAUGCCAACAAGAUCAACUGCCUGCGGGUGAACACAUUUCAGGACCUGCAGAACCUCAACCUGCUCUCCCUGUAUGACAACAAGCUGCAGACCAUCAGCAAGGGACUCUUCGCUCCUCUGCAGUCCAUCCAGACGCUCCACUUAGCCCAGAACCCCUUCGUGUGUGACUGUCACUUGAAGUGGCUGGCUGACUACCUCCAGGACAACCCCAUCGAGACCAGCGGGGCCCGCUGCAGCAGCCCGCGCCGGCUCACCAACAAGCGCAUCAGCCAGAUCAAGAGCAAGAAGUUCCGCUGCUCAGGCUCCGAGGAUUACCGCAGCAGGUUCAGCAGCGAGUGCUUUAUGGACCUCGUGUGCCCUGAGAAGUGCCGCUGCGAGGGCACCAUUGUGGACUGCUCCAACCAGAAGCUGACCCGUGUCCCAAGCCACCUCCCUGAAUAUGUCACCGAUCUGCGGCUGAACGACAAUGAGAUCUCGGUUCUGGAGGCCACUGGUGUCUUCAAGAAGUUGCCCAACCUGCGGAAAAUAAACCUGAGCAACAACAAGAUCAAGGAAAUGCGAGAGGGCGUCUUCGAUGGAGCAGCCAGCGUGCAGGAGCUCAUGCUGACAGGCAACCAGCUGGAGAGCGUGCACGGGCGCAUGUUCCGAGGCCUCACCGGCCUGAAGACCUUGAUGCUGAGGAGUAACCUGAUCAGCUGCGUGGGCAACGACACCUUCGCCGGCCUGAGUGCCGUAAGGCUGCUGUCACUCUACGACAAUCGCAUCACCACCAUCACCCCCGGAGCCUUCACCACGCUCGUCUCCCUGUCCACCAUAAACCUCCUGUCCAACCCCUUCAACUGCAACUGCCACCUGGCCUGGCUGGGCAAGUGGCUGAGGAAGAGGCGGAUCGUCAGCGGGAACCCCCGGUGCCAGAAGCCGUUCUUCCUCAAGGAGAUCCCCAUCCAGGAUGUGGCCAUCCAGGACUUCACCUGCGAGGGCAAUGACGAGAGCAGCUGCCAGCUGAGCCCACGCUGCCCGGAGCAGUGCACCUGCGUGGAGACGGUGGUGCGAUGCAGCAACAAGGGGCUCCGCGCCCUCCCCAAAGGCAUGCCCAAGGACGUCACCGAGCUGUACCUGGAAGGAAACCACUUAACAGCUGUGCCCAGAGAGCUGUCUGCCCUCCGACACCUGACACUGAUUGACCUGAGCAACAACAGCAUCGGCAUGCUGACCAACUACACCUUCAGUAACAUGUCCCACCUCUCCACUCUGAUCCUGAGCUACAAUCGGCUGCGUUGCAUCCCCGUCCACGCCUUCAAUGGACUGCGGUCUCUCCGAGUGCUAACCCUCCAUGGCAACGACAUUUCCAGUGUUCCGGAAGGCUCCUUCAAUGACCUCACAUCUCUUUCCCAUCUGGCGCUGGGAACCAACCCGCUGCACUGUGACUGUAGUCUGCGUUGGCUGUCCGAGUGGGUGAAGGCAGGAUACAAGGAGCCUGGCAUCGCCCGCUGCAGUAGCCCUGAACCCAUGGCUGACCGACUGCUGCUCACCACCCCCACCCACCGAUUCCAGUGCAAAGGGCCGGUAGACAUCAACAUUGUGGCCAAGUGCAACGCCUGCCUCUCCAGCCCAUGCAAGAACAACGGGACAUGCAGCCAGGACGCCGUGGAGCUGUACCGCUGCACCUGCCCCUACAGCUACAAGGGCAAGGACUGCAGCGUACCCAUCAACACCUGCAUCCAGAACCCCUGUCUGCACGGAGGCACCUGCCACCUGAGCGAGAGCCACAAGGACGGCUUCAGCUGCUCCUGCCCACUGGGCUUCGAGGGGCAGCGGUGUGAGAUCAACCCCGAUGACUGUGAGGACAACGACUGUGAGAACAACGCCACCUGUGUGGAUGGCAUCAACAACUACGUGUGUGUCUGCCCGCCUAACUACACAGGUGAACUGUGCGAUGAGGUGAUUGACCACUGUGUGCCCGGGAUGAACCUCUGUCAGCAUGAGGCCAAGUGCAUCUCCCUGGACAGAGGGUUCAGGUGCGACUGUCUCCCUGGCUACAGCGGCAAGCUCUGUGAGAUAGACAAUGACGACUGUGCGGCCCACAAGUGCCGCCACGGCGCCCAGUGCGUGGACGCGGUCAACGGCUACACGUGCAUCUGUCCUCAGGGCUUCAGCGGGCUCUUCUGCGAGCACCCCCCACCCAUGGUCCUGCUGCAGACCAGCCCCUGCGACCAGUACGAGUGCCAGAAUGGAGCCCAGUGCAUCGUGGUGCAACAGGAGCCCACCUGCCGCUGUCCCCCUGGCUUCGUUGGCCCCAGGUGUGAGAAGCUCAUCACCGUCAACUUCGUGGGCAAGGACUCCUACGUGGAACUGGCCUCCGCCAAGGUCCGGCCCCAGGCCAACAUCUCCCUGCAGGUGGCCACCGACAAAGACAAUGGCAUCCUGCUCUACAAGGGAGACAAUGACCCCCUGGCGCUGGAGCUCUACCAGGGCCACGUGAGGCUGGUCUACGACACCCUGAGCUCACCUCCAACCACGGUGUACAGCGUGGAGACAGUGAACGACGGGCAGUUUCACAGCGUGGAGCUGGUGAUGCUGAACCAGACCCUGAACCUGGUGGUGGACAAAGGAGCCCCCAAGAGCCUGGGAAAGCUCCAGAAACAGCCGGCAGUGGUCACCAACAGCCCCCUCUACCUUGGAGGCAUCCCCACCUCCACGGGCCUCUCGGCCUUGCGCCAGGGCACAGACCGGCCGCUGGGCGGCUUCCAUGGCUGUAUCCACGAGGUGCGCAUCAACAAUGAGCUGCAGGACUUCAAGGCCCUCCCGCCACAGUCGCUGGGGGUCUCGCCAGGCUGCAAGUCCUGCACGGUGUGCAAGCACGGCCUGUGCCGCUCGGUGGAGAAGGACAGCGUGGUGUGUGAGUGCCACCCCGGCUGGACGGGCCCCCUGUGUGACCAGGAGGCCCGGGACCCCUGCCUCAGCCACAGCUGCAACCACGGAACAUGCGUGGCGACCGGGACCUCAUACGUGUGCAAGUGUGCCGAGGGCUAUGGAGGGGCUUUGUGUGACCACAAGAACGACUCUGCCAACGCCUGCUCAGCCUUCAAGUGUCACCACGGACAGUGCCACAUCUCCGAUCGAGGGGAGCCCUACUGCCUGUGCCAGCCUGGCUUCAGCGGGGAGCACUGUGAACAAGCACCAGCUUUUAAGAAUCCUGGCUGGCUGUGCCCUAGACACCCAGUUCCUCCAGACAAAUCUGCUAAGCCCCAACUUUUCAUCUCGCGAUGACCUAAGCAACUGCUCCAGGCCCGCUGCAGGGCCUGAGCCCCCAGGAGGCCCCUCCUACCUUCCUGGCUGUGCCUGCUCUCCGCUAAGAGACUGAGCAUCUCGACUUGGCUGCAGACCUGACCUGGGCCUGUCUGCCCACAUUGUAAGACAGCAGCCCUUCUCCUCCUCCACCCCAGGAGCAGGUUCCUCUUGGGUGAAGCAAGGGAAGAAGGGGCGUAUACUGUCUCCUCAGGCCCCAGGCACUGCCCUCCCUCACCAAGUUCUGGCUCACCCUCCAUGCUGCAGCUGUUUCUCCUACUGGAAUGUGGUACCAGGAGAGCUGGAGCAGAGCUGCUGGCAUGAGGAAGGCUGGGCACCAAGCCCACCCACAGCCCUAGCAGAUGUCUGACUCCGGAAGAUUCUGGGAGGCUCUUGAUGCCUCUACCACCGGAUCCUGCAGGCCACCAUCAUCCCGACAGCAACCCCCUUGCCUGUCUGUGACACCUCCCCAUGCGUCUCUGAACUGUGCCUUAUUCCAUCCGCCAAGCCCUGCCAUUUCAUAGAUGAGGGCACUUGGGCCUGCCUUAAGUCACACAUCUGACAGAUGGAAAAGCCAGGUCUGGAGUCCACACUCGAAGCUCAAGAGUCUUUCCAGAACAGGUGAAUACAGUUGAAGUUCGGCAGAGAAAACCUACUGGAAAAGGGGAGCUGCUGUUUUUCCUGCUCUUGUUCUGCCUGCCUCCUAUCCAGACUCUAGAAAGAGGGGCUUCAAUAUCCAGGGAACAUGAGCAAAGGCCACCUGUCCAGCUUCAGACUCCAUCCCCAGAAGGGCCUCCUCACCCCAUCAGUCGGUCCCUGUCCCCCAGGGUCUCAGUGUUCACACCAAUGUCCUGGCUCAGAUCACCCAUCCCUCCUACGCCCACAGCCUCCACUGCAAGGUUUCAGGGAGGAGAAUGUGGGGCCCUGUGGGCCUUUCAGCUCUGCGGGUGGCCCAAGGAGCCCGGUUGUUCCAGGAAAGCCAAGGGUGCCUCAAGACAUAGCGAAGGCAGUGAGAAAACAAAGGCAGAUGGGUGAACCCAGCAAGUGGGAGACAGGGCAAGGAAGGUGGGGAGGGAGAAGGGGCCAAGGGAGGAUGAAGCAAUAGAACAAAAGAGUGACAAAGGGAAGGAGAGGCAGGAUGCAAGAAUUUACUUUAAAGUAUGCUGUGGGGUAUGCACAAACAUUCCGGGGACUGGACCUUUCCGAGUGUGUUUCAGAUAUUAAUAGACUGACUUAGUUCUCGUUACAGUGCACUUCAGGUAGCAUUCUAAUUGCUCUAUCCAUUCAUUUCCUUCUCAAAGCCACCCUCUGUAGCCCAUUUUACAGUUGAGUAAACAGACACAGAGAAGGUCAAGAAUUGGCCCAAGAGCAAAUUCUGAAACCAUCAAGAUGGCUUGUCUUCUUAAAAAUGGACCGCGGCUUCAUGAUAUAUACAGUAAGAUCUCCUGUGCUGCCAGUGUCAGCAUUCAGGUAGCUGUCCAGGGGAGGGAAUGUCCUGCCCUGAGUCUUUAGGGAUGUGAAGUAUGAAGAGGCAUGCCAGAGGGCUGGGGCGGCAGGAGGAUGGGGUGUGCAUGGGGGAGCAGAGAGAAGUGGGGUAGACACAGAGGCAGGGCUCAACCACACAAAGCUGUGAGGGCCAAGCCAGGCAUGGAGAGCCAGUGGGGUUGUUUGAGCCUGGGAAUAGCAAGAUAAAGUCUGAUUUAAGAAUUGAACUGGCGGCCAACGUGAGAAAGGCUGGGAUGGGGCCAGUUUACUCUGUGGCAGGAAAACACUGGUUUCCAGAGGAAUCACAAACACCUUGUUGGUAGCUCAGAGGUUCAGUCCUGGAAAGGGUAUCCGGGGGUUUUCCCAACACCACUCCCAUUGUCCGUGCGUCCCCAAACUCCCAGACAGGCAUCCCUGAGCCUCAUCCUACCAACACCACCCCUGGCUAGCCUCUCCUGGCCCAGCAGAAAGUCCACUGGGCCUAACACUUUAAGAAAUCUGCCCAGGAUCACAGACAUUCCGGCAGGACUCACCUAGCCACCAGCUUUCCCUCUGCCCUUCACCCUGAAUCCAGCCACGGUCAGGAAAGACAGCCAAAGGGCCAGGCCUAUCUCUCAGCGGGGCUGGGAGGGAUUUUGAGCCUUCUCAUUUUCAGAAGCUGACUUUAAGAAAAGCCAAAUGCUGGGCCGGCGCCGUGGCUCAACAGGCUAAUCCUCCGCCUUGCGGCGCCGGCACACCGGGUUCUAGUCCCGGUCAGGGCACCGGAUUCUGUCCCGGUUACCCCUCUUCCAGGCCAGCUCUCUGCUGUGGCCUAGGAGUGCAGUGGAGGAUGGCCCAAGUGCUUGGGCCCUGCACCCCAUGGGAGACCAGGAGAAGCACCUGGCUCCUGCCCUGGGAUCAGUGCGGUGCGCCGGCCGCAGUGUGCUGGCCACAGUGCGCCAGCCGCGGCGGCCAUUGGAGGGUGAACCAAUGGCAAAAGGGAAGACCUUUCUGUCUCUCUCUCACUGUCCACUCUGCCUGUCAAAAAAAGAAAGCCAAAUGCAAGGGCCACUAAGAAAAUUCUCCCCAAAAUGAAAUUUCUCUACUAAGUGAAGGUUAAAGUGCUCCAGCCUCGAGCAGCCCCUUGGGCCGGGAAGAGUUCAGGUGGCUCGUUGGCACCUGUGCACUGGAGGCCCGUUGGAGCUCUACUUUCCCCUGAGCAGGAUUCAGGAAAAGAGGAGGGAGUAUCCCUUUUGGACUCUCCAAAGGGGCCCUAAAAUGGCUGAGGAUGGUGCUUUCCUUAAAAGCUCUUUGUAAGUAUAUGUACCGUAGAGUGAGCUAAAAACCGUCCACGCAAGAUGUAAUGAUAUUGGCGUUACUGCUAUUAUUGGUAUGCCAAAAGGCCCUUAUUACAAGUGAACUUCGCCUUUUCAAUCUUGCAGCAAAGAACUCAGGUCUGAUACUUCAGACAGGUGGGAGGCGGGAGGGGCGAGGAAAGGCAGGGAGCUCCAGGGACCAGAGAGAGGAAAAGGCUCCUAGGACCCUAGGCACCCAGGAAUGGCCAGGGCUCUGAACUUCCCCAGCAGCACAGCUAUCACCAGACUGAAACCCAAGGCUGAGCACUCCCCACUGCCUUCUCUGGGAACACAAGCCCAUAGCAGCAAGUGACCGGAACCUCAAAAAUUCACAGGAUCCUAGAUCUCAGAACUAGAAGAGUUCACUGGAGUUCACUGGCAGGUGGAUAAACCGAGGGUCAGCCCAGCAGGAGAAAUGCAGCACCAUUAGACAAAGUCUCAUACCAUUACUGAACGCCAAAGGCCGGAAGAGACCAGGGGUCCACCCAGGCCAAAGCUCUUCCUGCAUUUCCACAGUGGGAACCCACAAGGAGUAAAGCCUAGGACAGAGCCUCCUAUGCCUUCCUGACAGGAGAGGAUCCUCCACAUGCCCCCAUAGCCAUCUCCCUAUGUACUCCACAGGUGGCCAGGAAGCUGGGGACAUAGGUCUUUUGAGGGGACACUUCUCCAUGUUUCCUAAUCUGGGUUAAACAGUGCCUAAUGAAACAUUCGAGAGAAAUUGGUGAGAGAUACCAGCAAGCAGAACUAGUCAGGGCAGAACGGGGCAUUUGGCACAGCUUAAUUCUCUAACUCAACAAUAGGUUCUAGUAGGAAAAUUUUUAAAGAGGUUUUAAAAACACAGUGUUAAAGUGCUGCUUGCCCACUAUGGAAUACAUAAUGUGCAUUGUUUAACAGACUGUCAUAUUCUGAUGCUGUUUAAAUAAAUGGAGAAGUCACAGAGGGCUAGCGACCGCUCCUGUGACUACCCCAACAUGGCCCUGUUCCAUGUGCUUUAUUUU
This is a messenger RNA of Lepus europaeus (European hare), 8278 nucleotides long. RefSeq names its product slit guidance ligand 3 (gene SLIT3). The record is from RefSeq and is a predicted model, not a curated record. The transcript is spliced from 36 exons. Bases 16 to 4443 code for a protein of 1475 amino acids. Gene Ontology annotation, biological process: negative chemotaxis; axon guidance. Lineage: Eukaryota; Metazoa; Chordata; Mammalia; Lagomorpha; Leporidae. Gene Ontology annotation, molecular function: Roundabout binding; calcium ion binding; heparin binding.